This is a messenger RNA of Suillus discolor, 1017 nucleotides long. RefSeq names its product DNA-directed RNA polymerase III, subunit Rpc31. The record is from RefSeq and is a predicted model, not a curated record. Gene Ontology annotation, cellular component: RNA polymerase III complex. Bases 32 to 691 code for a protein of 219 amino acids. The transcript has 6 exons. Gene Ontology annotation, biological process: transcription by RNA polymerase III. Lineage: Eukaryota; Fungi; Basidiomycota; Agaricomycetes; Boletales; Suillaceae.
UGAUCAUCGUCUCUAAUAAGAUUUAAAAAUUAUGUCUAGAGGACGCGGUGGUGGACGAGGUGGUGGAAGGGGCGGCUUUAAAAGCGGUGGUGGCUUCGGUGCAGGAAGCAUGCCUCCUAUGGGUCUCACAUUUGCAGACAUACAAGCGAUGUCCAGAGAAGGAGACGCGUUGUACCCACCAUUGGAUCCUCUGCCCGUUCUCACCGAUUACUCUGCUGACGAGAAACGAAUCUGUGAUCUGCAAACCGGAUUUGUUACCCGUUUACGGCAAUCAGCCUACUACGUAGUCGAAACAUCAAAGUCAAAUGACUUGGAGCGUUAUUCUGAUAAAUAUCGCCAAAGUCCUGCUUCUCAGCCUACACUGAAGCGGAAGGACCUUAAUGCACCUUUUUUUCCUUCGGAAAUAUUCGAGGGCUAUUUCAAUCCAAAAAGAAAACGUAAAGUUGACAAGAAAGGCGCCACCAAACGCCUCAAUCUUGAUGACUUAGCGGAGGACGCUGAGGACCCAGAGAAGUCGGGCGACGAACGCUCAGAUGCUGGAUCACAGCCAGUUGAUUCCGACUACGACGUCGACGAGGAAUAUGACAAUGAUUAUGCGGAGAAUUAUUUCGAUAAUGGUGAAGGAGACGAUAUGGACGGUCUUGGAGACGGUGGUGGUGGAGAUGAUGGCGGUGGCGGCGAUUAUGACUAGGAGAGCACAUUUGUGUAUCUCCUUAGUACAAAAGGACCUGCAAUGCAGAGACCUCCUUAUCAUCGGCACUUUCAUGCCCCCAUCCUGUUUCAACAGGCCACAUGUGCCCGCCUAAAAUGCGCACGUUGCCUUGGGCCUGUAGACUCAAGAUCCAAGGGAUCAUUAGUCUAAUUCGAAUUCUUCUUUCGUCACAUUGUAUUCCGCAUCAACCACAUUUACAUGUGUAAAAUACGAUACGGAUUUCUCGUCACUGAGCGAACCUCAGAGCCGCGUCUGUGUGGUGUGAAGGCUCGAUGUACUAGAUAUGAACAGGCGUAUAGAUCUCA